Molecule: messenger RNA, 1728 nt
Organism: Linum trigynum
Lineage: Eukaryota; Viridiplantae; Streptophyta; Magnoliopsida; Malpighiales; Linaceae
Source: the annotation of a GenBank genome assembly
AUGCAUCACUUGCCUCGAUUCUUCUCUCCUAACAAGAGCACCAGCCCCAUGGAUCCCAAGAAACGGAGGAGACCCAAGCUGGAGCGCCGUAAUGCCGCCAAGAAUAUUGACUACGACGCCACUUCCUUUACUUCUUCUCUGGACGACGACUCGUCGUCCCUAGUCACGCGCUCGCUUGAUUUGCAGGAUCGGACCAGUUUCCGGAUUGAAGGGACCGAUGGCGAGUUCGACCGGAUUUGUCGAAGCCUUGGCCUCACUGGGCCCGAAGAUUUUGCUAUUCCAGCCGCUGCUUGGGAGGCCAUGAAGUUGAGGUCCGCCUCCGACCUUCUGCCCCGGUCUAGAUUUCACGAGAACGACGGCUCUAAGGUUGAUGAUAUUGCUAAUGGGACGGAGCAGCCGGAUGUGAGCGCGCUAUGCGUUGGCCUCUCAGAUAGGGUUACAAUUACGGACGGUGCCUCUGGCUUUGCUAGGGAAGACCCAGCGGAAUCAGCCGAGUUGAACGGGUAUUGCAGCCCUACCAGUGGAGUAGUGGGAGGAAUCAAGGGCGUUCGUCCGCCUCUUCUGAAGCCGCCGCCGGCAAUGACCUUACCACCUAUAACCGCUAUGGGAUCAGCGUGGGAUAUGUUGAGGGAUUUCGGCCCGGAAAAUGGGAGACCGCUGUUGCCAGCAGUUGACAGAGACUUCACUUCCGACGACGAGGAAAGGGACGAAGUAGAGGAAGGUAUGGGCUCGUCCAGGGAACGGAAGGGAGGAGAAGGAGUGAGUUUGUUUAGAAUUGGGGAAACUGCUGUCUUGUCCGAGUCUUGCUCGUUUACCACCUCAAACGAUGACGAUUCUUCGAGCUCUACCACGGAACCAAUGUCAAAUAUCUCCCCCAACGGGAGAUUCAGAAGGAUUAUCUCCGACUGGAUAAAAGGAGAGCUUCUGGGGCGUGGAUCGUUUGGGUCGGUGUAUGAGGGAAUGUCUCAUGAUGGGUUCUUUUUUGCUAUAAAAGAGGUUUCUUUGCUUGACCAAGGCAGUCAGGGAAGGCAAAGCAUAUAUCAACUUGAGCAGGAGAUUGCUCUUUUAAGUCAGUUUGAGCAUGAGAACAUUGUUCAGUACUAUGGCACAGACAAGGACGAAUCAAACCUCUACAUCUUUCUCGAGCUGGUGACUAAAGGUUCCCUUUUAAAUCUUUAUCAGAGAUAUCAUCUUCGAGAUUCCCAGGUUUGCGCUUACACAAGGCAAAUUCUUCACGGUUUGAAGUAUCUUCAUGACCGCGACGUGGUUCACAGGGAUAUCAAGUGCGCAAACAUAUUAGUAGAUGCAAGUGGAUCUGUGAAACUUGCGGAUUUUGGGCUGGCGAAGGCCACUAAACUGAAUGAUGUCAAAUCAUGCAAGGGGACUGCAUUUUGGAUGGCUCCAGAGGUUGUCAACCGGAAAAACCAAGGAUAUGGGCUUCCAGCUGAUAUUUGGAGCCUCGGGUGCACCGUUCUGGAGAUGUUGACUCAAAAGAUUCCAUAUUCUGAUCUGGAAUGUAUGCAGGCAUUGUUCAGGAUUGGCAGAGGCGUGCCUCCUACUGUUCCUGAUUCUCUCUCUAGAGAUGCAAGGGAUUUUAUCCUACAAUGCCUCCAAGUCAAUCCAGAUGAUCGGCCUACAGCUGCUCAGCUCUUGGACCAUCCUUUUGUGCAGCGCCCGCUUGCAACAUCCUCAGGCUCUGCAUCCCCUCAUCUUCGGAGACGCUUUUAG